GCACCUAUACAUUUUAGGACCCCAACUCUUGCCAAGUCUUUAAGUGUUCAGUACGCAUGCGCAUACUUCCUCUUUUUCCAGCAGGAAUCAUGGCGGGCGUAGAAGAAAAGAAGAAGCUACCAUCUGUUCCAGAAUCCCUUCUGAAAAAGCGAAAGGCUUUUGCAAUACUGAAGGCCAAACGCCUAAAGAAGAAGAUGGCUGUAAAAAAGCUUCGUAAAAUACGGAGGAAAGUUAUCUAUGAAAAAGCUAAAGCCUACCAUAAGGAGUACAGACAGAUGUACAGAAGUGAAAUCCGGCUGGCUCGAAUGGCACGCAAAGCUGGCAACUACUAUGUACCUGCUGAACCGAAGUUAGCUUUUGUGAUAAGAAUCAGAGGUAUCAAUGGUGUUAGCCCAAAGGUCCGAAAAGUUUUGCAGCUUCUUCGUCUUCGCCAAAUCUUCAAUGGCACUUUUGUUAAGCUUAACAAGGCUUCCAUUAACAUGUUGAGGAUUGUGGAACCAUACAUUGCAUGGGGUUACCCAAACCUGAAGUCUGUGAACGACCUGAUUUACAAACGUGGUUAUGGCAAGAUCAAGAAACAGAGAAUUGCCCUGACAGAUAAUGCCCUUAUUGCAAAAUCUCUUGGUAAAUAUGGAAUUAUCUGCAUGGAGGACUUGAUCCAUGAGAUCUACACUGUUGGCAAACACUUUAAAGCUGCCAACAACUUCCUGUGGCCCUUCAAAUUAUCUUCGCCACGAGGCGGAAUGAAGAAAAAGACUACACAUUUUGUGGAAGGUGGAGAUGCUGGUAACAGGGAAGACCAGAUCAACAGGCUUAUUAGAAGAAUGAACUAAAGGUCUCUAACAUGAUUAUUUUUCUAAUGGUCUGUUAAUAAAAAUGCCUGACAAAAUUGA
This is a messenger RNA of Vombatus ursinus (common wombat), 893 nucleotides long. RefSeq names its product 60S ribosomal protein L7. Gene Ontology annotation, molecular function: structural constituent of ribosome; RNA binding. The transcript is spliced from 7 exons. The coding region runs from base 57 to 833 and encodes 258 amino acids. Gene Ontology annotation, cellular component: cytosolic large ribosomal subunit. Gene Ontology annotation, biological process: maturation of LSU-rRNA from tricistronic rRNA transcript (SSU-rRNA, 5.8S rRNA, LSU-rRNA). NCBI's taxonomy places the organism in Eukaryota, Metazoa, Chordata, Mammalia, Diprotodontia, Vombatidae. The record is from RefSeq and is a predicted model, not a curated record.